This is a messenger RNA of Ictalurus furcatus (blue catfish), 3641 nucleotides long. RefSeq lists its product as uncharacterized. The transcript has 9 exons. NCBI's taxonomy places the organism in Eukaryota, Metazoa, Chordata, Actinopteri, Siluriformes, Ictaluridae. The coding region runs from base 800 to 1468 and encodes 222 amino acids. The record is from RefSeq and is a predicted model, not a curated record.
AGUCAAAUGAUCGUGGUGUAGUUCAUUUAUAGCGUAAGGUUUGCUGUUUAUUUCUGGCGAAUGUAUUUAGGCUUCAAACUUCAUAAAAGUUGUUUUCAUUUGUGAAAAUUAUCUUGACGGACAAAACGUGUUAGUAUUGUAAACUUUUGUUGGUCACAGAGCUUAUUUUUUUCGAUAAUCCAAAAGCCUAUGAGAAAAUCCUAUUGGAUGUUUGCCGAGGGAACCAGUGUGAUGCUGACUUCCAGGUUCCCGUACGAAAUGACAUCAUCCCUGCACCUCUCUAUUCCUGCCCAUGUUCAGGAAGCUCCGCCGCCAGGAUCUAGAGCAUCUAAAAAAUGAUUGACAGGAGGCACAAACACUGGUUUCCAAACAUGUUUUUUUCAGCCACAUAAACAGCUGCUUGUGCUGAGGCCAUGGCUUUUACAAUAAUUUAAAAUCAUGUUCUACAGAUUUCCCAGAUUUUAUUUGUACAUGUAAGAAAUAAAUUUAAAAAAUCAACUAUUGCACCUUUAACUCCCUCUGCAAUAUAAAACAAUAUAAAGAAAGUUAUUUUCCCUCUCCUGCUGCUUUAGUAUUUACAUCUAUCUAUCUAUCUAUCUAUCUAUCUAUCUAUUCAUUUAUUUAUUUUUCUAUAAAUAAAUCGACUCGACUUCUUUCUAAUUUUGGUGGGAAAAAAACACAAGCUGGCCAGCGCUCAGAGUACGCUUCCUAGAAAGGAGACUGAAAAGGGGUGUAUGUGUGUGUGUGUGUGUGAGAGAGAGAGACGGUACGAUGCGCAUGCGCAGUGCGCAAUCAGAGCAUGCGGCAGGAGCAUUUAUCAGUUCCCGACAUUCCAGAAGGUCUUCCGUUGUUUUUGUGGAUUAAUCGGAUUUUAUUCUUCACCAUGCGCGCGAUCAUGAAGCUCCUCAUCUGCUGUGUGUUCAUGCUGUUCCUGGUGAAUGUGGUUCCAGCUGCAGGUUCUACCACAGAACACCUGUCAUGCUGCUUUGAGCAGCUUGGUAAUGGCUCAGCGGUGUACAUACUGAACAACACCGUGGAGUCCGAUUUCACACAGUGGACCAGAAACAAGACACCCAUUAAGGAUGAACAUGGCAAUGUGCACAAGAGCAUUGUCAUAGGCUACGGUCAGAACUGGAUCACCCUAAAUCAGAGUUACUUAGACAUUGAAUUCUACUUUCAGACAUAUGAUAUGAUGAAAAAUCAAGAAGUUCAAUGUACAGGGCAGGGGUGGGCAAUCUUAUCUGGAACGGGCCGGUGUGGGUGCAGGGUACCUGGUAUCCCUGGAUUCCCUGGGUCGAGACGGUGGAGAUAUUUGUGUGAACCGGGAUCAGCUAACCUUCUGAUUGGAGAGAAGCAUGAGACAAAUCAGAGUGACAGAGGUGACGGAGGUACCGGCCUGAACACUGCCGGGAGGGCUGGAAUUGGUGUUUCUGUCUUCAUUUUCAUCGUCAUAGGCGUGAUAUGGUGAAUACAAUGUUACAGGUUCCAGGCUGUCGUUCAGGACGAUCAGCGGGAAGCAGCUGUCUGACUCACUUUAGUGUUACACUGGCUGUAUAUUAUUAACUAAUUCUCUAGCAUUUAGCACUUCCUGUGUAUGCAUUUAUAGAGAUGUUACGUUCUUAUUUACUGGAUUAGCGAGCUAGCAUCCCAAAGUCCAGGCUUUAUGUUACAUAAGCAGUUCCUCUCCAGCUCACAAGAUUAUUUUAAUAACCAAAAAUUCAUAAUGAACUUCUGUAUACACUUUUACAAGUCUAUUUUGAAUCUUACUGGCUAACAUUCUUUUUAAAAUGUAUUGCGUUCUUUAGACACACACACACAUUUUCAUAAAUAAAAAAAUAGGUAGGAUAUAUUUAACCAAAAUCAACAGUCGCAUUUCACAUUAACAUUAUCAUUAACAUAAACAUAACCCUGAGCCUAGGUAGAUUUUAAUAUUUACACACUUCAUGCAAAUUUAUUCACCUUUUUAACUGCCACAGAGAAUUGUGAGGCACCCAGAAUGCUGGCGAGGAAGGAAGGGUAUAUUCGACGCAUCAAGACACACACCUGAGACUUUGGGACACUAAUCAGCUAAUGCUAUUUUUUAAAUGUACUUUUUUGAAUUUAAUUUACUUAUAUUAUAAGCUUGCUUUAUUUCUUUUAGUGAAAUGUUUAGUGAAAUGUACUUGUUAGCAGAGAUGGUCAGUAAGAGUGUCUUUGUGUAACAGAGGCAGUUGGAUGUUCAUGCAAAUGUUAGCUAGCGAUAACUAGCAAGCUAGCAUAGUGCCACUCUUUUAUACACCUCAUUGUUCAGUUUAUUAUCUAAAAAAACCUCUUAGACAACUUUUAGCUUUUAUCUGAAAUUAACAAGACAUAAAUUUUGAUAAUAACAACAGUGCUAAUAAUGCAAAUACUACUGCUACUAGUACUACUAAUAAUAAUAUUAACAAUGCCUGUCUCUGGAUAUCUGGAAAGGUCACACAUAUAUAAUGAAUAUACAAGGACAUCUAUACGCUAUCAUCCUUUUGGCUAGUUUGCUAAUAUUUUCCGAUAUUAUCACGACAUUAUUUUACUACGUUGCUAAAUCAGUCGUUCUGGCAACAUUCAGCUGUUAUGCUGCCUUCCUUCUGAAUGGGACACUACCGUUAUAUCACUGGAGAAAACGUUGUGUUAAUUAUUAAUAAAUGAAUCGUGUGAUAUUAGUGUAUUCAUUGUUGUCUUCGAAUGACAUUCCACAGUGUGUGUGAGCGGAUUUACAGCCAGAAUAUACAUUUCAGCCUGACAUAUUGUCGUUCCAUCAAACUGUCAGACGGUGGCGCUGGACUUAACACCGCUCCUCACGCCAGCCGAUAUCACACAACAAACAUGUGCUUAAGAUCAAAAUCAGAAUCGAGCGGAACCGAGACACGCCCCCGUUCUAUAUAAACUCUGCCCCCGCGUGCUUAACUUCUGAAUAGUGUUGAAGUCAGUAGUUACGUCUGAGGUCUAAAUACUGAUGUGUGGAAUUUCAGUGUUUAGGAGAUGAUCUCAGAGAUGAACUCUACUAUUAUAUUAUCUUAUUGUAUAACUGAUUAUUGACGUUAUAUUAUAGACAAUGUUUAUAUAUAUUAAUAUCCACUUCUAUAUAUAAAACUAAUAUGAACUAUUAAUAUUCAUGCCAGUUCUAUUAUUAUUAUUAUUAUUAGUAGUAGUAGUAGUAGUACAGUACUUGCGUGAAGUGAGUACUUGUGUCUGAUUUUGCCUUUUUUCCGAUCAGAUGGAAAAUUUUAUGCCCUGUCAUUUUGAUCUUUUGUAGAAUUUGAUCAUCCAGUCAAUUAUUCCUCUCAGUUCCUCGUUCAUGUUUUAAUGUUCUACAUUAGAGCUUCCUCUUCCAUUUCUGUGUUUAAAUCCUCUUUGAAGACUUAUUUGUAUUCUUUAUGUUUUAAUCGAGGGUGUAAAUUUUUCAUUCCUCCUUUUUGGUUUUUGUUUACUCGUUUAAUUUGUUUUAAUUCUGUUUUAUAUUUCUUGUACAGUGCUUUGCUUUCAACAUUUGUUGUUUUAAAUGUGCUUUAUAAAUCUGCACUGGUUUUUACUGAUGACAAUCUAAUUUUAAUAAUGUUUUGUGAUUAUGUGUGAUUAUUGUUCUGCUUUGCAUAAACACAGCCAAUAAAGUGUGUAACACUGUG